Molecule: messenger RNA, 1456 nt
Organism: Eptesicus fuscus (big brown bat)
Lineage: Eukaryota; Metazoa; Chordata; Mammalia; Chiroptera; Vespertilionidae
Product: HLA class II histocompatibility antigen, DQ alpha 2 chain-like
Exons: 5
Coding region: 7-777 (256 amino acids)
Biological process (GO): positive regulation of T cell activation; immune response; antigen processing and presentation of exogenous peptide antigen via MHC class II
Cellular component (GO): MHC class II protein complex; membrane
Molecular function (GO): MHC class II protein complex binding
Source: RefSeq, a predicted model, not a curated record
AGGAGGAUGGCCCCCGCGGAAGCUCUGAUUCUAGGGGCCCUGGCUCUGGCCUCCACGCCGAGCCCCUGUGGGGGCGGAGACAUCGUGGCGUGGGACCAUGUGGGCACUUAUGGCACAAAUGUUUACCAGACGUAUGGCGCCUAUGGCCAGUUCACAUAUGAAUUUGACGGAGAUGAGCUGUUCUACGUGGACCUGGAAAAGAGGGAAACUGUGUGGCGGCUGCCUGAGUUCAGCAAUUUCACCAAGUUUGAAACUCAGAAUGCCCUGCAAAACAUUGUUGUGGCAAAAAGAAAUUUGGACACCUUGAUAAAAGAUUCCAACUUUACGCCUGCCACCAAUGAAAUUCCUGAAGUGUCUGUGUUUCCCAAAUCUCCCGUGACCGUGGGUGUUCCCAACACCCUCAUCUGUCUGGUGGACAACAUCUUCCCUCCUGUGAUCAACAUCACUUGGUUUUACAACGGACACUCCGUUGCAGAAGGUGUUGCUGAGACAACCUUCUACCCCAAGAGUGACCACUCUUUCCUCAAGCUCAGUUACCUCACUUUUCUUCCCGCCGCUGAGGAUUUCUACGACUGCAGGGUGGCACACUGGGGCCUGGAAGAGCCGCUCCUCAAGCACUGGGAGCCUGAGAUUCCAGUCCCCAUGUCAGAGCUGACAGAGACUGUGGUCUGCGCCCUGGGGCUGGCCGUGGGCCUCCUGGGCAUCGUGGCGGGCUCCGUGCUAACCAUCCGCGGGCUGCACGCAGGGGCUGCCUCCAGGAGCUGGAGGACCACAUGAGUCUCAGCCUGGGAAAUGGGAAGGUCAUCAGUCUUUAUAAGAAAGAAGAGGAAUGGUUCAGACUCAGUUCCCUGUCUUGGCCUUGAUGUAUGACCUAGACCUGCUCCCUGCUCCUUCCUCAGCCUCCUCAUCUCCCCGCUGGAGUGGAACUUGUGGCAUGUUUUUUCUUCAGAGACCACUGACCUUUAUGAAUUCUUUCUACUCAGGUUUCAUUCAUCUCCUACCCUUCACAGAAAGACCUCGACCAUUCUACCCAGCCACCUGAUUCUUAGUCACUCUAAUUCAGUAUCUGUACUGAAAAAAAUUGUAUCUCUUUCCUGGGUAUCUUUGUUUAGAGUAGUGGUUCUCAACCUUCCUAAUGCCGCAACCCUUUAAUACAGUUCCUCAUGAUGUGGUGACCCCCAACCAUAAAAUUAUUUUUGUUGCUACUUCAUAACUGUAAUUUUGCUACUGUUAUGAAUCGUAAUGUAAAUAUCUGAUAUGCAGGAUGUCUUAGGCGACCCCUGUGAAAGGGUCGUUCGACCCCCAAAGGAGUCGCAACCCACAGGUUGAGAACAGCUGGUUUAGAGUAUAAUUUUCUCUAAAUGGAUAAGCAUGGGAGACCUCAUGCUGGAAUGUUAGCAGAUGUCUCAGCUCAUUUAACCUCUUUCUCGGGUCAUGUUAAUAAUACACAGUCAAC